This is a messenger RNA of Suillus subalutaceus, 174 nucleotides long. RefSeq lists its product as uncharacterized. Bases 1 to 174 code for a protein of 57 amino acids. The transcript has a single exon. Lineage: Eukaryota; Fungi; Basidiomycota; Agaricomycetes; Boletales; Suillaceae. The record is from RefSeq and is a predicted model, not a curated record.
AUGAGGGCACCGCCCUCAUUCUUUGGUUAUCAAAUUUUUGCCGCCCUUGUUCCUCUGAGCUCUGCUUGCAACUCGGAAGACAUGAUGACCUUGCUGCUGCACUACUGGCUUGUGUCGUCGGGGGAUUCCUUUUUUCGGAUCCCAUCUUCUCUUUGCUCAGUAACUACUCCGUAG